AUGUGGUUUUCCUUCUUAAGACCCAGAGACCGAUUCUCCUUGGACCAACUCAGGUAUCUGACUGACCAGCUGAGAAAAUUUCAGAUAGUAAACGAGGCCAAUAAGGAUUUCGUUGUUGAGGCACUGAGAUCAACUCCAGAGAUAUUAACUUACGGCGAUCAGCAUGACCCCUCAUUCUUUGAAUUUUUUAUGGAGAAACGAGUAAUGGAAGAUUUUGUACGUAUUUUGAGGGUUAGUAGCAGGACGGUAACAGUUUCUGUUCAGCUGUUGCAAACCAUUAGUAUUAUGAUCCACAACCUAAAAAGUGAACAAGCCAUCUACUACUUGUUCAGUAACGAAUAUUUAAACUAUAUAAUAACAUAUACGUUUGACUUCCAACAUGAAGAGCUUCUAUCUUGCUACAUAUCUUUUUUAAGAGCUGUUAGUGGACAACUAAAUAAGCAUACAAUAUCAUUGCUUGUGAAGACCGAGAACGAUGUAGUAGUAUCUUUUCCCCUUUAUGUCGAAGGCAUAAAAUUUGCAUUUCAUGAAGAGAACAUGAUACGCGCUGCAAUUCGGGCCCUUACUCUGAAUGUAUAUCACGUUGGCGAUGAAACUGUGAAUGAUUUUGUAGUUAGUCCACCACACACCGAACACUUUUCAAAAUUAGUUUCUUUUUUCCAAAAGCAAUGCAUGGAUCUAAAUGCAAUGGUGUUGAACAUUCUAAAGACCCCAGCCCUUGACUCAGGUGGAAAAUUGUUUUCUGCCGUUAAUGGGAUCGAGGACACCUUGUACUACUUUAGUGAUGUUAUCUCUGCUGGCAUUCCUGAUAUCGGGAGGUUGAUAACAGAUAACAUUCUGCAACAUCUAACGCUCCCACUUCUUCUCCCGUCUUUAUGCUCUGAGGAUAACUCUAUCAAUCCUGUCACUUCUCUCUAUCUGCUUUGUUGCAUCCUGCGGAUCAAAGAUUUGGCAAAUAUGACUGCUGCUACUCUUUUCUUCCCUGUAAAAGCUUUCAUUUCAAAUUCCCUAGUGAAACCUUUACCAUAUAGUAGCUUGGCUCAUGAACGCCUUACAUGUGGAAAUGGGCAUCCAGCCAAUGGUGUUGCUGAGGAGACAGAUCAUCAGUGUUCAAGCACUGCAAUCUCGGGUGAGAAUGGAAAUUCCCACGUUUGCAGUAAUGCCAAAAGUACCUUCAACAAUUCGCAUAUUACAUUUAGGGAGACUUUACUUAAGUAUAUAUCUGAAGGAGAUGAUGUGCAAGCUCAGUGUUCCCUGUUUGUGCUAGCGACUUUGUUGCAGACAAAAGAAAUUGAUGAGUCAAUUCUAGAUGCUUUUGGCAUUCUUCCUCAGCGUAAGCAGCACAAAAAACUUCUGCUGCAAUCUUUGGUUGGGGAGGACUCUGGUGAAGAACAACUGUUUUCACCGCAAAAUGGUUCUAUGAGAGAUGGCUCAAGUACUGAACUAGAUUGGUAUAUAGGGAGGUUGGAGGAGGAGUUUGGAGUAUGUUGUUCACUGCCUGGGCCUGCAAUGUGCCCACGUGUUCAUAGACAUCAGGUGGUGAAUGCAUUGGUCAGUCUUCUCUGCCGGGAAGACAUAUCUGCAGAAACAUUAUGGGAUGGAGGAUGGCUUUUACGCCAAUUGCUUCCUUACAGCGAGGCAGAAUUUAACCGCAAACAUCUCAAGAUGCUAAAUGUUUCGUAUGAGAAAUGUACAAGUGCUCUUACCCGGGAGAUUAAAGGUACCUGGUCUGAUCUACUAAUCACAGUACUGCUUGACGAGUGGAAAAAGUGCAAAAGAGUGAUUGAAGGUCCAUCCCCUCAAAAAGAGCCUAAAUCCGUUCUUCUCCAGCUGGAUAAAUCCUCUUCUAAUGGUUUGUCAAUUGUUAGCGAAUCAUCAUUCACCGCAGGUGAAAGAUUAUACGAGUUGGUAAAGACAUAUGAUAAUCAAGCCUUUCCUCGUCAGGUUUUCGUGCUUCUUCAUCAACUUCAAAUCAUCUCGCUCGGUAGGCCUUUACCGGAGCAACCUCCUAUCCAUCCUCCCUUUGGCAGAUCUGAAACGUCUGGUGCUACAAUUACUGCUUUGGAUGUUUCAAUUCCCAAACCUGGCACCAAAUUGAUGCUGUUCCCUGUUGGGUUGCCCUUUGAAAGAAAGAAUGAACUUGAAGUAUCGUUUCUAGCAAUAUUAUCUGGUGUGUCUGGGUGGAUUGUCCUUACUGAUCUUGAUCACGGAAUAGUCCGUGUUGCCGCUCCUUUAGCCGGCUGCAAACCCCGAAUAGAUGAAAAACACCUAAAUUGGCUACACUUGAGAAUCCGACUAACUACGUUACCGUUCCUGGAUCCAACAAAGCACGGAGUCUAUGAGAAGCUCAAGUCCAAAGGUGUAGUAGAUGGGAGUUGGACGUUAGCAUUCACGAACGAUGAAUCUUGUUACGCUGCUUACUCAAUGGUUACACGUAAGGUCGAUCUACAAUGCAGUGAGGUAGAAAGAAGGUUAAAGCCAUUGUUUGACCUUGAAAGAAACCAGCGUGAUUAA
Messenger RNA from Arabis nemorensis, 2514 nucleotides. Lineage: Eukaryota; Viridiplantae; Streptophyta; Magnoliopsida; Brassicales; Brassicaceae. The record is from the annotation of a GenBank genome assembly.